This is a messenger RNA of Zingiber officinale, 1551 nucleotides long. RefSeq names its product helicase SRCAP-like. The transcript is spliced from 4 exons. The record is from RefSeq and is a predicted model, not a curated record. Lineage: Eukaryota; Viridiplantae; Streptophyta; Magnoliopsida; Zingiberales; Zingiberaceae. Bases 1 to 1551 code for a protein of 516 amino acids.
AUGCUGAUGCUAGAAGGCAUUCUGCACGCUUUUGGUCUUAGCCCUGCUUCCACGGAAAUCAGAGCUCCUUUUGUGGCUGCCCUCCUCCGCUCUUUUGCCAGUCAGGAGACACCCUCGGUGGUCGUUCUACAAGCUCUGAAUGAGGAGCUAACACAAGGCCUAUCCUCUGACCCCGCUGUUUCCGCCGGUCCACAGCCCUCGGGACACCAAACCUCCGAGACGGUAGCUGCCUCGGCGCUUAUUGAGCCACCAGCCCCCAGCCCUGCAGACUCAGUCAUACCCCGCCGCUCUGAUCAACCCGCACCCGAGCCGUCGCCAGCAGGGCAAGUGCCUCCGCUCCCUCCUACUAUGAAGCUGCGCCUUACGCGUAAGGGCAAGAGAACGGCCCCAGUCACCGCAACUUCUCCUCCACCUCCUCGCCGUCAACGCGUAGUGAGCAUCUCUUCCCCCACCAGGUCCUCGGACACGAGCUCAACCCAGGAGACAAGCUUGGCCCGGGAGAAGGCCUCUGAUCUGGAGGUGGCAGACCCGCCAUUGGACCUGACCGCUCCGGUGCCCAUCCAGAGUGUAUUGCCUGCCCCGCCUUCGUCCUCUGGCGAUCAGCCCCCGGACUCGCUGGCUCCCUCCGCCUCUCCUCUUCUUGGGCCUCCGAGCUCGGCCCUGCCGACUCUGAACUUGGCUUCUGCAGACCUGGCCUUUGAAGCUUCCUGGAGGCUCCCUUCAGAGACCGACCCGGCCUACGUGCCCGCUGCCGACCUAUCGCUUAUCUUUGCUCCUCCCGAGCCUUCUCUUGGAAGCUUGGAUGCUUAUCUGCGUGCCGCCGGGGAAUCUGCGGCCUCUGCUCGGGCCAUUUCCCAUGCUGCCUUCGAUAAACUUCAACAGUUGGAGGCGGCUUUGAAGACAAGUGAGUCUUCCUUGGCUUCUGAAGCAGAUCGUCAUCAAGCGACAGUUUCUGAGCUGAAGGCCAAAGAGGCAGAGCUGCUCUCCCAAUCGGCGGAUUUGAGUUCGCUACAACAAAGUCAGGAGCUCCUGCAAACGGGGUUGGCCGAUGCCCAGGCCCUGGCUAGUGCUGCCGCUAGCCGGGAAGCAACCAUGCGGACUCAGUGGGAAGCUUGCCAAGCCACUCUCCAAUCCUUGCGAGCGGAGUUAUCGAAGGCCCAGGAAGCAGUGUCUCAAGGCCAGGGCGAUUUAUCCGUGGCCCGCGCCGAGGUUGCCGAGAACAAGAACAGUUUGGAAGCGUACCGAGCUGGCGAAUUAGAGCGGCUGAAGGCGUACAGGCCGCUGGAUGGUCUUGUUGCUCUGUCAUGGGGCCACUGGGAAUUGCCGCAGGAAACUUUCCAUUCCUUCGAAGCUGAUGACGGACUUUUCCUCCUGGAGGCUCCUCAUCCUGCGGCCGAUCCAGCUCCCGAGGACAUCUCUGCCCAGGCCCCUCCUGUUGCUGCUUCUGAAGCGUCCGCUGAUCCUGCGUCUUCCAACAUAGUGCCAGCCGACCCCGGGCUUCGUCCGUUGGCUUCCCGCGACCCUGUCCCCUCUUCUUCAGAUGUUGUGUAG